This is a messenger RNA of Oncorhynchus nerka (sockeye salmon), 2047 nucleotides long. RefSeq names its product C2 calcium-dependent domain-containing protein 4C-like. The record is from RefSeq and is a predicted model, not a curated record. Lineage: Eukaryota; Metazoa; Chordata; Actinopteri; Salmoniformes; Salmonidae. Bases 412 to 1815 code for a protein of 467 amino acids. The transcript is spliced from 2 exons.
ACUACAGGAGGAUCCUACAGGAAUAUACUACAGUAGGAUCCUACAGGAAGAUACUACAGGAGGAUCCUACAGGAAGAUCCUACAGGAAGAUCCUACAGGAGGAUCCUACAGGAAGAUACUACAGGAAGAUACUACAGGAGGAUCCUACAGGAAGAUCCUACAGGAAGAUACUACAGGAGGAUCCUACAGGAAGAUCCUACAGGAAGAUACUACAGGAGGAUCCUACAGGAAGAUACUACAGGAGGAUCCUACAGGAAGAUACUACAGGAGGAUCCUACAGGAGGAUCCUACAGGAAGAUACUACAGGAGGAUACUACAGGAAGAUCCUACAGGAAGAUACUACAGGAAGAUACUACAGGAGGGGCACUGAGCCUGACACUCUCUAGCUGUGAUCCUGACAAAGCUCAUGUAAUGUGGGUCGCUGAACAGAUCCGUGUUUCAGUGGCCAAAAACAACCUUCUGUUGCCAAUAGCGGAGUACAGCCUCCGCAUCUCAGACAUCAUGUUGGGAGAAAGAACACCUCGGGAGAACGGAAGGAAAACGAUCUCUGUGUGUCCUAACAUCAUCACUCCGAAUACAAUCCCAGAGUUCUGCAUCCCACCAAAGAUCUCGCCACAGCAGGAGCUAAAGACGGUGGACUGGAGUAAAACUAGCCCUGUUGGAAAGGUGUCCUUUUCACCUGAGAAGGGCAGCAGCCCGGAGAGGGAGGUAGCAGUGAGAGAACCCUUCAUCAACACUCAUCCGACCCUCAUCCAGGUAGAGAGCGUGGACGAGACUCCAUACGACCAGGGCUUCAGUGAUGAGGAGAGUACCAACGCCGACCCCCAGAGCCAAGCAGCUCUCUCCCUGCCCCACCUGGCCAAGGCCCAGACCUGCUACGGUUUCUGUACCCUCCUGGAGAGCCCCCACACCCGGAGAAAAGAGUCUCUGUUCCACAGCCACCCCAACGCCUGCCCCCUCCCCCUGAUCGCUGCCUCUCCCGGGCCUCGCGGCCGCUCCAAAACCUACUCCUCCAGAACCUCAUCUCUACCCCACUCCCAGUCAUCCUCCUUCAGCCUCACCAAGCUGACCUCCGGCAGGCUGUCUCCGGGAGGCUCCAGGCUGGUGGCUCUCCAGAGACAGAGCACCCUGGACAGUGACACCGCCUCCUCCGCCGAGUCUUCCCCCUUCAGCUCCCCUCUCCUGGCCAGGCCGCCUCCCAAGUCCUCCCUGCUCAAAGUCCUGAGCCACGACAGACUGCUGUCCCGGACUAUGAGGAAAGCUGUGCUCUCCAGAAACAACUCUCUGUCCACGGAUGAAGGCAGCUCCACGGACAACAGCCCCAAUAUCAUCCGGAGAGCCUCUGAUGCUGGAUUAGUAGAACCCCUUCCAGGUGCCUUCACCCUGGCUCCCCCUGCCAUCUUCCCCAUAGACCUCGUCCUCCACAGAGAGAGGGUCAUGAAGGAGAGUCUAGCUCCUGUAGGUAGAGAGGGGGCACUACGGCUCUCAGCAGAGUACUGCCUAGACAACCAGAGACUCAGAGUGAGGUUGAUCAGUGCUGAGGGACUGUAUGCUAUCGCUGUGGAUCCUAAGAGCAUCAACUGCAGCAUCGGUAUCUGUCUGUUACCGGGGAAGAUUCAGAAGCAACGCAGCGCGGUGAUUAAGAGGAGCAGGAACCCCCUCUUCAAAGAGGAUUUCUUCUUCUAUGGUAUCUCACAGGAAGAUAUCUGCUGUCGGUCGCUGCGGUUCAAAGUUGUCAACAAAAUGUCCUCCAUGAAAAGGGACUAUAUUUUGGGAGACUGUGAGAUUUUGCUGAAACGUUUAUUAUCUAUGUAGAAAUGGUUUAUUUGCAAGUCAGUUCAAGAAGAAAUUACUUUCAAAGAUGGCCUAGGAACAGUGGGUUAACUGGCCUAGGAUCAGUGGGUUAACUGCCUGUUCAGGGGCAGAACAACAGAUUUGUACCUUGUCAGCUCAGGGGUUUGAACUUGCAACCUUCUGGUUACUAGUCCAACGCUCUAACCACUAGGCUACCCUGCAGCCCCUCCACUCUAACCACUAGGAUACCCUG